UCUCUCUCUGCAGGACUCCUGUCGCUGCUCCUCUUCCUCCUGCAGGACUCUCCUCCUUCUCCUCUUCCUCUCUAAGCGAGGGACGAUGUCCCCUCCGUCCAUCAUGUCUCCGCUCUUCGUUGACGCGUCCAGGACCCGGUCUGUAUCGAGCUGAGCAUCUUGGUUAAUAAUUCAUCCGUCCCUCAUCGCCGUCCUUAUGUAAGAACCGACCUGAAGACGGACAGAAGGACAGGAGGAGGGACAGGAGGAGACACUCUGUGGGACAAGCUGAGACACACGGAGACACAGGGAGGGAUGUUUGUGUCGGUUUGGUACGCCAAGAAGAUGGGAAGAAGAUUCAUCAACAACGUGAGGAGAGCAAAGAGACACAGGCAGAGGAUGAUGAUGAACGGAUCAGAAGGAGAACUGGAGUAUGAAGAGAUCACUCUGGAGAGGGGGAACUCUGGACUGGGCUUCAGCAUCGCGGGCGGAACCGACAACCCGCACAUCGGAGACGACCCGUCCAUCUUCAUCACCAAGAUCAUCGCAGGAGGAGCCGCCGCCCAGGACGGACGCCUCAGGGUGAACGACAGCAUCGUGUUCGUGAACGACGUGGACGUCCGGGAAGUCUCUCACUCAUUGGCUGUGGAGGCGCUGAAGGAGGCGGGGCCUGUGGUCCGACUCUACGUGCUGCGGCGCCGACCGCCCAGCGAACGGAUCGCUCAGGUCAAGCUGCUGAAGGGACCCAAAGGUCUGGGCUUCAGCAUCGCGGGCGGUGUGGGGAACCAGCACGUUCCCGGAGACAACAGCAUCUACGUCACUAAGAUCAUUGAUGGCGGCGCGGCGCAUCGGGACGGCCGGCUGCAGAUCGGGGAUAAGAUCCUGGCUGUGAACCACAUGUCUCUGGAGGACGUCCUGCAUGAAGACGCCGUGGCGGCGCUGAAGAACACCGGGGAGGUGGUGUACCUGAAGGUGGCCACGCCCACCGCCCCGUUCGGCCAGCAGGGGGAGCGCUACAGCCCGCCGGACCUCACCAGCGCCUACAUGGAUCCAGACUACCUCUGUGAUUACCCAGCAGCCCUGGCGCCGCCGUCGCCCCGGCGAUACUCACCUCUGCCCCGCGGCAUCAUGGGAGACGAGGAGUACUCCAGGGAGCCGCGGCGUGUUGGCAUCCAGCGGGGGGCCACGGGGCUGGGCUUCAACAUCGUGGGGGGGGAAGAUGGAGAAGGAAUCUUCAUCUCCUUCAUCCUGGCGGGAGGACCGGCGGACCUGAGCGGGGAGCUGAGGAAGGGAGACCAGAUCCUGAGUGUGAACGGGGUGGACCUGCGGUUCGCCACACAUGAACAGGCAGCAGCAGCUCUGAAGAACGCCGGCCAGACGGUGACCAUCGUAGCUCAGUACAGACCAGAGGAAUACAGCCGCUUUGAGGCCAAGAUCCACGACCUGAGAGAGCAGAUGAUGAACAGCUCAUCAGGCAGCCUGAGAGCCAACCGCACCUUCUACGUCAGAGCCCUGUUUGACUACGAUAAGCAGUGGGACUGUGGCGUUCUGUCUCAGGCUCUGGACUUUAACUUCGGGGAGGUUCUCCAUGUGAUGGACAGCGCAGACGAGGAGUGGUGGCAGGCCAGACGACUCAACCAGCAGGGGGAGCUAGAGGAGCUGGGAUACAUCCCCUCCAAGCACAGGGUGGAGAGGAAGGAAUGGUCCCGCAUGAAGAGUAAAGGUCGAGACGGUUUCAUCCACAGCUAUGAACUCGUCACUCAGAUUGAAGUGGACUACGCCCGUCCCGUCAUCAUCCUGGGUCCGACCAAAGACCGGGUCAACGACGACCUGCUGUCUGAAUAUCCGGACAAGUUCGGCUCCUGCGUUCCCCACACCACCCGUCCCCGCAGGGACUACGAGAUGGACGGGCGGGACUACCACUUUGUGUCGUCACGGGAACAGAUGGAGCGGGACAUCCAGUCCCACCGCUUCAUCGAGGCGGGGCAGUACAACAACCACCUGUACGGGACGUCGGUGCAGAGCGUCAGGCAGGUGGCCGAGCAGGGGAAGCACUGCAUCCUGGAUGUUUCAGCCAACGCUGUGAGGCGUCUGCAGGCCGCUCACCUUCAUCCCAUCGCCAUCUUCAUCCGCCCACGCUCCCUGGAGAACAUCCUGGACCUGAACAAGCGUCUCUCGGAGGAUCAGGCCAGGAAAGCUCUGGACCGAGCCGUCAAGCUGGAGCAGGACUUCCUGGAGUGUUUCACAGCCGUUGCCCAGGGCGACAGCUUCGAUGAGGUGUACCUCCAGGUGAAGCUGGUCAUCGAGGAGCAGAGCGGACCGUACAUCUGGGUUCCUGCCAGAGACAGGCUCUGAUUGGCUGAGCUUUGUCUCCAUGGCAACCACCAUCACCUCCUCCAGCUGCUGUGGGCGGAGCCACAAGACAUGGAGAGGACCAGAGACUGCUGUAACCAUGGCGACCACUUCCUGUCCAGAGAGACGAAUAAUCCUGAGAUAAUGAAUCAGAGACUGUAGAACCAGAUCCAAGUAUUUAUAGAAACAUAUUUAUUUAUUAUUUAUUUAUUAAGACUUUCUGUGACGUGGAAGUGGGGUGUGUGUGUGUGUGUGUGUG
Molecule: messenger RNA, 2590 nt
Organism: Xiphophorus maculatus (southern platyfish)
Lineage: Eukaryota; Metazoa; Chordata; Actinopteri; Cyprinodontiformes; Poeciliidae
Gene: dlg4b
Product: disks large homolog 4-like
Exons: 17
Coding region: 295-2334 (679 amino acids)
Biological process (GO): chemical synaptic transmission; postsynaptic neurotransmitter receptor diffusion trapping; AMPA glutamate receptor clustering
Cellular component (GO): neuromuscular junction; postsynaptic density membrane; neuron projection
Molecular function (GO): kinase binding
Source: RefSeq, a predicted model, not a curated record